UCAAUUAACCAAAUUUAUAGAGCACUACACCCUAAGACACACACGAGAGACGGCAGCAGCAGCAGUCCCCAAACCCCACCGAACCCGCAGGCUAAUUAAGGAAACGAAACGGAAAACUGUUCGACGGGAAUAGACUUCAAGCACACUCUGACGAUGCCGGUGACACGUAGACAUUUAAUUGCACUCGUUGUGGUGACAACAUUAGCCUGUCAGCUGUGUGCUGCCCAGAACUCCACGUUUCUGGCCACGAUUGUCAGCUCGAACAACACGCUGCAGACGACAAACGGGACGCGCAUCAACGAGACGAUCACGAUCAAUAUUAGUGAGGUGAUUGCAGCUGCCGAAGCCGCUGCAGACACUGAGACCACCACACUAGACCCGUCAGGGACAACCACGGAGCCUGCUAUCACCACCGAAACAUCUGACACGUCCUCAACAACAACAACAACAGUCACUUCAACCACAUCCACCACACAAGCAUCAUCCACAGCCACAACUCUGACAACAACAACGGCAAACACUGUAAAUGACACUUCAACCACACUGCCGACAGAAACCACAACAACAGCCACACAAGACACAACUACAACCAUCGCAGCAAACACAGCAACAACAACCAUCACACCAGAUACAACCACAACCAUCGAGCCGAACACAACCACAACCAUCGCACCAGACACAACCACAACCAUCGCACCGAACACAACUACAACCAUCGCACCAGAUACAACCACAGCCACACAAGACACAACUACAACAACACUGCCGAUCACAACCACAGAACCACUCAUAACCACAGAACGAACCACAACCACAACCACACCGCCGAGCACAACCACAGAGGCGCUUAUAACAACAGAACGAACAACAACAACAACCACACAACAACCCACAACAAGCACACAGUCAUCGAUAACCACAGAAGCUUCAAACAGUACAGACACAACGAGUGCAACAGAUUCAACGACUGCAGCAGAUACAACAACGAGUACCCGUGUAACAACGAGUACCACGAGCUCGACGAGCACAACAAGCACCACACCGCUGGCCUACACCGUGUACACAAUGGAACCAUACCCUGGCAUCCUUUACGGCAGGACGAACUCGUUCGGCACACAGUCGCGUAGACUGCGCAAGGGUCGUCGGGGUGGCCGCAGGGGCAGGAAGCCGCGUCGCCGCACAACCACAACCGAGGGUCCUGCGAAUACGACCACCACUACAACCACCACAGCAAGAACCACCACGAUCAGCAGUGAUCUGAGCGAGGAGUACGAUGAUGUUCUGGCCAAUAGCGUGCUGGAGCCGCAGCCUGGUCUGCCCCUCGAUCUGGGCAACAUCCACAAUGUGCGCAUUUCCCAAUAGUGGGACAACGAGACUGAGGAAACUUUUCAAAAGUUGUUAUUUUUGCAUGUAUAUUUUGAUAUUAAUUACACGAAUAUUUUAGCUCUU
Molecule: messenger RNA, 1449 nt
Organism: Drosophila guanche
Lineage: Eukaryota; Metazoa; Arthropoda; Insecta; Diptera; Drosophilidae
Product: cell wall protein DAN4
Exons: 2
Coding region: 154-1362 (402 amino acids)
Source: RefSeq, a predicted model, not a curated record